Haliotis rubra (blacklip abalone) is the source of this 636-nucleotide messenger RNA. RefSeq lists its product as uncharacterized. Bases 1 to 636 code for a protein of 211 amino acids. Lineage: Eukaryota; Metazoa; Mollusca; Gastropoda; Lepetellida; Haliotidae. The record is from RefSeq and is a predicted model, not a curated record. The transcript is spliced from 4 exons.
AUGUUGAAGAUCAACCCCGUUCAGGUCGUCCAAGGUCAGCAACAAGAGUACAGGAACCAGGCUUUAAAACAUCCAGCUGUAACGGCCAAUCAAAUUGUAGCACAUCUGUGUCAGACUACUGGUGUUCGAGUUACCGAUGAACCAAAGUCGGUGAUCUGGACCAGUAGGAACGGCCAGGACUUGGUCGUGGAGGACUCGUCGGGCUCCUUGACUAACAUCGCCGUGGGGAUUGUCACAGACGUCCAGUAUAACAAUGAUGUCGGCCGCCUCAUCUACGCUUUGAGUUCUGGUAGCAUCUCCGCAAUUCUACCCAAUGGCUCGGACCCUGUGCUGUUAGUCGACUUGGGUACAGAAGUAUUUGGAAUAGCUGUCGUAUCGGCAAACACGUACUUCUUUGGCAACGAGCAGUUGAGGAAGUACGACAACGGGGUCACCAUGGUGAUCAACUCAUCCUUCUCAAGAGGGUUCUUCAGACUUAGUUACAAUCCAACGGAUGGGUGUGUCUACUUCACUUCCUUAUCCUUCUCGCUUGCCCUGUACAGGGCCAAUAGUGAAGGGGAUGUCGACACUGUCCAUCAAUCCACCAUUGGAGGUAAUGGGUUGUCUGCGAUUGCAAUAGACGUAGCAGGUAGGUAA